CAGCAGCAGCGGGCGGUUUAUGGGCUGUUGCAGCCAUCGCCAGGCCCCCGCUCCGAGUGUCAGAAAACCCUGUUCGGAGGCAGUCAGGAGCGGUGCUUGGGCCUCGGUCCCGGGAGCUGUGUGAGCAGGAGAGGCCGAGCGGAAUAUGAGGGAGGGAAGGGAUGUCUUUCGAUGUAAUCAACUUUCGCUGCUGCAUUGAUGUAUGAUGGAGAAAAAUAUUGUUCAAUAGGAAAUGAAGAUAGAGGUACUGGCAACAGAAAAGGGUGAUUAAUAAAAGGAGGAGAGAUAAGAAUGAGCAGAAAUCCCCCAAGUCGGCCAGGAAUUGUAUUUGCGGUGGGAGCUCGUUUGGAGGCCCAGGAUUAUCUGCAAAAAUGGUAUACAUCACGAAUUGAAAAGAUUGACUAUGAGGAGGGAAAAAUGCUGAUCCACUUUGAGAGAUGGAGCCAUCGGUAUGAUGAAUGGAUUUACUGGGAUAGUCAUCGCCUACGACCACUGGAGGGACAGUCAGUACGAAAAGAUGUACUCAAAGAUGAUGAAGAGAUUACAGACUUCAAAACUGGAGAUGAAGUUCUUGCCCGCUGGACGGAUUGUCGCUACUAUCCUGCGAAGAUUGAAGACAUUAAUGAGGAGGGUACUUACACAGUGCAGUUUUAUGAUGGAGUUAUACGGUCUCUGAAGCGAAUGCAUAUAAAAUCGAUGCCUGAAGAUGCCAAAGGACAGGACUGGUUAGCUCUUGUUAAAGCUGCUACAGCAGCAGCAGCAGCUGCAAAGAAUAAGACAGUCGGCAAACCCAGGGUUAAUAAGGAAAAGAUGGAGAGAAAAGUGGGGAGAGGAUCCCACUUCAAGAAAGGGAGAGUGAUGUCAGAAGUUAAAGAACCAGAGGAAGAAGUGCACAAAAAAUCAGAAGAACUUGCAACUUUUGCUAUCUCAGGAAACUCUGAGCCAUUGACCUUUGAUGAGCCAAAGCAGACUUUCGGACAUGCAGAAACAUCAGGCGCAAGGAAGAGGAAAACUAGUGUCAUUUGCUCAUUCCAGGCAAAAAGAGCACGCCUCAACAAAAUCACAGGUCUGUUGGCAUCAAAAGCUGUGAGUGGUGAUGGUUCAGAAAUGCUGGAAGAUGGUAUUGGAAGUCACCAUGUGCCUGAUCAGUUGUCACCUUCUUAUACCACUGACCAGCUGAAGACUGAAGUGAGCAGUGAAGAUUCCUGUACUCUGAAUCAAAAAAGUGAUCCAUUUUUUUCAUCUCCACACUCAACCAAACUCCGAACACGUAAAACAAAGCCUGAGGAGCCAUCUGGGAAUAUAAAGGCUUCAGAUCCUUCUCCUCUCCCAACUGUACCUCAGGGCAAGGAGUUGCACAAUGUAGAAUUUCCUCAGACAUUACCCCCACCACCACCUUCAGAUAUCCCUCAGACUGGCCCUUCUCAGCCCAGCAGUCCGAUCACCUGGUUAGAAAAAUCCAAACGUAGGAGACGCUCUGCACGAUUAGCAAAUGCUGCAGGGAUUGAUGGUCCCACUGACCAAGAGUAUUUACCCUCUCCAUCCACUGCUUUGACAGGACAGUCGUGCAAAUCCAAUAAUCUGACAGACAGCAACAUACCAGAGGAUUCUGAUGGUUACCAGUUGCCUAGAGAAUCCAAUUCCUUUGAGAUCAGUGACUUGGUGCCUCUUGACCUCUCCCAGCAUUCCAGGCACAAGACCUCAGCAUCUGUUUCUUCUCUUCAAUUCCCUGGAAAAGAGCAAACAGUGAAACCUCAUUCUAAAAUAAUAACUGAUGUGAGUGUGGCUUCCUCAUCAUCAGUGACUAAUCCCAAAAAAACAGAGGAUCCAUUAGCUCCCAAAGAACUGGUCAUCGAGCUUGACCACAACAAGUUCAAAUGUAGGUUUCCCAGGUGCUUCAAGGCUUUCCGUAAAGCUAAGCUGCUAGAUUACCACAUAAAGUAUUACCACAAUACAGAGAGAGGAUCUGACUCAGAGACAAGUGCACUGGAGAGUGGGAUGCGGACACGUGCCAGCUCAACCAACGUGCCAGCAUCAAUUGUGGACAACCUGGGGCUGAAGACACCGCGACCUCUGCCAAGUACUUCUUCACCACCUUCCAAUCUCUUGGCCUUGCAGCUGGAACUGCCUCUUGAUAUAAGUCACAAACCCUCCAAAGUCUGCAAGAAGAAGCAAUCGUCUGUGUCACUCGGCUCUGAGGGGACCAACAACCAACCCAAACCCUCUGUGAAGGAGAAGAGCGUAGAAACUGUGCAUGAGAAGAUACUUAAGAAAUGUAUCGACAGAGACAGAAAUGCAGAAGUUGGUAAAAACCAUUUCUGUUAUUCCAUAGAAGCAGGAACAGAUAUACGGGCCAUCUUCGGAGCACAGUUUCGAGGGAGUCAGCAGCACUCCGGUACUUUACCCAAGUGGCCAUUCCUCAUGGGAAUGAAAAGUGAAAAGAAAAUGAAGUAUGAAGAGAAGAACUCAUUGCCUGGUAAAAAGAAGGAGAGGUGUAAGGAGAAGAAAGGCAAGGAGCACGUUAAACUAAAACAGAAGAAAAAGAAAAAAAAGAAAAAGAAAUCCAAGUAUGAAUUGAUGGACUAUGAAGGAUUCAAAGAUAUUUCUCUGGAGUUUCUGGAAAGAUGUUCGUCUCCCAUAGCCAAAUCUGGAAGUUCUGUCACCUUAUGGUGUGGAUCUGUGAUGAAACCAGCCUAUCUGUCGCCAAAAUCUCUUCUGUCCUCUGAAUCGUUGCUGGAGCUAAGCACAGGUCAUACUCCUAGAUAUGAAUCUCUUUCUGAUGAAGAGUUCUUUGAUGGUUCCUCAACGGAAAGUGCAUUGAUGAGUGAAGAUUACAGUCAGGAUCUGGAUAUCUCAACCAACCCAGAGGAAUCUCAAGAGGAAGAUGAAAGCAAUGCAACAGUGCGAUGUGUCUGUGGAAUGGAUGAAGAAAAUGGGUUUAUGAUUCAGUGUGAAGAAUGCCUUUGCUGGCAGCACAGCAUCUGUCUGGGUUUAUUGGAAGACAGUAUUCCAGACCAGUAUAUCUGCUACUUCUGCCAGGAUCCUCCAGGUCAGAGAUGGAAUGACAAAUAUUGCUACGACAAGGAAUGGCUAAAAAAUGGGCAGAUGUAUGGGCUGUCCUUUCUGAAGGAGAAUUACUCCCAGCAGAAUGCUAAGAAAAUAGUAUCAACUCACCAACUCCUGGCUGAUGUGUAUAGUGUGGCUGAGGUGCUCCAUGGGCUUCAACUGAAAAUCAACAUUCUCCAGAGCAGAAAGCACCCUGAUCUACAUCUCUUGGCCCAGUCAUGCAAGAAAUCCACUCAAGAGCAAACUAUGGAGGAAAAGCCCAUGGAAUGUAUAGACAGUAUUAAGCAAGCUGAAAGCAUCUGUCAUACUCAGCAUCAUAGAGAAAAAUCAAGUCCCAACAAGAGAGUAGAGGGAACCUAUAUCACUAGUGAACACAGCUACCAGAAACCUCAGGGCUGCAGCCUCGAGCAAAACCCUGCAAAAGACCAAAACUGUUCAGAGGAUGAGGAUACCGAUAAUUUAAAUUAUGAAGAGGAUCGGGACACUACAUCCAAGAGAGUUGAAAGGCAUGCUCUUCAGGAAGUGGAAAUCCCUACUAGACAGGGGCCUACUGGCAUUAAAGAGACAGUGACUGUUUCAAAUGAUGGUGACAGCGAUGGAAUGGCGGGAGAGGAACAUGUCAGCCCACAGUUCCCAUGGCAGCUGAACCUGCUGACCCACAUUGAGGCUGUGCAGAACGAAGUAAACAGCAGAAUGGAUUUCAUAGAGAAAGAGCUGAAUGUUUUGGAAAGUUGGUUGGACUUUUCUGGGGAUCUUGAACCACCAGAACCAUUUGCACGACUCCCACAGCUGAAACGCCACAUCAAACAACUCCUGAUAGACUUGGGAAAGGUGGAGCAAAUGGCAACUUGCUGCUCUCUCUAGGAAGACAAGAAUUGGUGGGGCAUGGAGAGAGGGAGACUGAAAAAGGACAGAAUGGAUUGAAAAGCACACAGCAGAUUGGAACCAUUGAGAAGCUAAUUCGUCUACAACUUUGGUAUGGAAGGAUUUGAGUUCCAUCAACAACUUAAAGGAAAUUAAGAGACUGGAAUGAAAAGCAAAUGGCCAAUUAGAUAUCCUACAACAUCGGGCUUAAGGCAGAGCUUCUGUCUCAUUCGUAGCACUUGCCACCAUAAAGUAGCCCGAUCAUUUUGGGAGCACUCACAUACAGUACAGAGAGCAUUCUAAUCACUGAUCAAGUGUGCGCACGUUCCUUCCUAACUGAUCAUGAACGCCUUAGUAACAGUUGUGGAAGGGCUUUUGGUUGCUCAAUGAGCAGUGUAUGUAAGAAAACACAGAUGGUUAACAGCAUUUUGUGAUUAGGAGUAACUGAAUCUAGCAUCUGUUAUCACAGAAGCUGGAAUUACUUCAAAACAGUGCAACUCCUGAAAUCAGAUGCUUGAAAAUUACAGUUUCCUCAGUUGAUUGUCUGAUUGCAGUGAAAUAAUGCAGAGAUGAUCAGCUUAUGAAUUGGAAAUUAAGGCUGCUUUAAAUCACUGCAGCAAUAUUCAUUAUGUACUUUGUGAUAGUUGACUACUUAGAUGGUCGACCCCAGGAACAGUUUGGAAAGAGCUACUUUUUCCUGCAGUGUGGGCAGACAAGUUCCUUUCUCCGUCAGCUCCCAGCAGCCAAGUGUUAGUUCCAAUGUGAAUUUGAACACAGUACUUAUUGCAUAUAUGGAGAGAGAAAAAGAAACCCUGAUAAAAUAUAUUGGAAUGUUCUGGCUUUUUCAAAGGUCGAAGGAGUGGUGAAGGUAGAAGAAUUUCUGGUCAGAAGUUGGACACUGAGAUCCUUUGGUUUAGUACCACAGUCUGAGAUAUUAAAUUGCUGUAUAAGACAGUCAAACUCAUUACAGUUAGAAAUUGACUUGAAACUUGACAGUACUGGCAAUACAGUUUGAGGUGUGCAGUAUUGUGGAAGACCUCAGUCUGUCAACUUCUCCUAAUCUGAGAUCAUUUUACCAAGUGGAUGCAACUUGGAAAGAUCUUCAUGAGAUGAGUCUGUAGUUCUGUAUGCUUUAACCUCAUGUCACACCAUAUUGUACGGAAGCUAAACCAAAGGGUUGUCAUGUUCAAAGACCAUGUGUGCCCCAAUUACUUUAAAAAAUUAACUUUAAACUCCACAGAGCACUUGAUCAUUCUUCCCUCAGUCACAGGCAGGUCAAAGAAUAUACAAACACAAUUCAUCUGUCUGUGCUAUUGACUACCCUGAAUCCUUUCUCAUUCCAAAACAUGUGUUUUGUAUACCCGUAAUUAACUUGUUUCUGAAAUUGGUGCUUAAAAUUAAGGGCAUGCAAAAUAGGUGGAGUCAGGAAACUGAAUUCAAUUUGGAGUUUACGCACUGAAAACCCAGAGGACUUGUUAACAUGGUUGCACCAGAAAUGGUUCACUGGGACCUGUAUGUUUUGUUCUGUACAACAAAAUUAGUGUAGUUACAUUAAAAGAAAGAUAUGAAAUUUAAAAGCUGUGCAGACAAAAUCAGUUUAUAAUGUAGCACAGUGGGUCUCACUUUUGUUAUCUGCCCAGAAUACUCAGCUGCUGUUGUUCAGAAACACUUGAGCUAUAACAAAAGUGAAUUGUAUGCCAGGCAGAUAUAUUUGCUAUCAGGGUGUGUGUUGACAAAGUGUAUAUCUCAAAGUGUAUAUUUGGCUUAUAUAUGUAAAGUUCUGGAAGCUGAAGUUCCUCCCCUUUGCAUUUCAUUCUGUGUAUAAAACAAUUCACGAUGGGAUUUUUUUAAAUAGACAAUAAACAUUUAAGCAGCAGA
This is a messenger RNA of Chiloscyllium plagiosum (whitespotted bambooshark), 5808 nucleotides long. RefSeq names its product PHD finger protein 20 like 1 (gene phf20l1). NCBI's taxonomy places the organism in Eukaryota, Metazoa, Chordata, Chondrichthyes, Orectolobiformes, Hemiscylliidae. Gene Ontology annotation, cellular component: NSL complex. The record is from RefSeq and is a predicted model, not a curated record. Gene Ontology annotation, biological process: regulation of transcription by RNA polymerase II.